Molecule: messenger RNA, 920 nt
Organism: Linepithema humile (Argentine ant)
Lineage: Eukaryota; Metazoa; Arthropoda; Insecta; Hymenoptera; Formicidae
Source: RefSeq, a predicted model, not a curated record
AUCAAAGUGAAAAAAAUAUUGGGUGAUCUUCUGCAAAAUAUAGGAUACAAUGAAAAACUUGUCGAAAGCGAUCUUACUAAAUAUUUAAGAGAAGAAGCUAUAAGAUGGGCAUGUAUUUUUAAUGUUCCUUUGUGCAGACUAACAGUCACUUCCAAUUUAGAUCGUCAUCAUUCUGUACAAAACAGAAAAAAAAAUUAUUCUUCUAACGCAUGGAAAGAAUGGAUGUAUUGUACUGGUUUGAUAGAAGGAAAAUCUUCUAUUUGGAACGAUAUAUUGAUUGAAUGGGAGAAUACACUUAAUAAUAGAUUUUUAGAAUACUUGACUUGCAGCAAAGAUUCUGUUAUUAUCACCAAUUAUUUAACACAAACAAGACAGAAUAAAUUUGUUGCUAAAAUACAACACGCUAAACGUGCUAAUAUAUUUCUUCUUAUUAUUGCGAGGCAUGCAAGGAACAAAAUAAUAUUGGAUUUUAUAUUGCAAAAUUUUUUUAAAUUUAAUUUAAUAGAGCAAGAGAAAAUUUCUACAAUAAUUGUUAUGAUUACGAAUGUGGAGGACGUACUUCAAUUGAAAAAGAUAAAUUCUUUUGUGACAAAUAAUUUUACGAAGUUAAUAAAUGCGACUGACAAAAAAAUAAGAAAACGAAAAAUGGAACACCAAAAACAAGUCACAAGAUACGGGUCUCUUAUAUUGGGAUAGAUUAUUUUUUAAAUAUGACGAAUUUAUAAGUUUGGUCAUAUUGAUCAUAUUUGUUCAUUGAUUAUUCAUUUUAAUAAGUUUGAUUGUUUUUCCGAAAUUUCAUGCGCACUAGUUACUUAUGUAUUUCUCGUUUUCAAUACGCGUGUUACUUUUCCUCUCUUUUUUUCAGUUGAGGCUAUCUGUAUAUUCUAUUUCUGUAAUUCUUGUUUCAUUUUAGAAAUCAA